CGGCGCCGCAGUCGUGGAGGGACACUGGGAUCGUAGGCGGCCGCGGGCGACGCAAGUUCCGCACGGAGCCCGUCUCUUCUCGCCUCACGCUUCUUCCUCUCUCCUAGUUGCGCGCUGCCUCCCGACGGCCGCUCUUCCUGACGAGAGCUUUCGGAGUGCGGUUGCUGAGGAGAAGCCGUCACCACCCCGCCUCGGGGCCGAGUGAGGGUUCCUGUCGCGCCGCGUCGCCCCCUGCGCCGCCUCCUUGCCCUCAGUGGCGGGCGCCCUUCUCGCUGGAAGCACUCCCCCCAGCUCCAUGAAUGGAAAUCGGCUCCGCAGGACCCGUUGGGGCCCAGCCCCUACUCAUGGUUCCCAGAAGACCUGGCUAUGGCACCAUGGGCAAACCCAUUAAAUUGCUGGCUAACUGUUUUCAAGUUGAAAUUCCAAAGAUUGAUGUCUACCUCUAUGAGGUAGAUAUUAAACCAGACAAGUGUCCUAGGAGAGUGAACAGGGAGGUGGUUGACUCAAUGGUUCAGCAUUUUAAAGUAACUAUAUUUGGGGACCGUAGACCAGUUUAUGAUGGAAAAAGAAGCCUUUACACAGCCAAUCCACUUCCUGUGGCAACUACAGGGGUAGAUUUAGAUGUUACUUUACCUGGGGAAGGUGGAAAAGAUCGACCUUUCAAGGUGUCAAUCAAAUUUGUCUCUCGGGUGAGUUGGCACCUACUACAUGAAGUACUGACAGGACGGACCUUGCCAGAGCCACUGGAAUUAGACAAGCCAAUCAGCACUAAUCCUGUCCAUGCCGUUGAUGUGGUGCUACGACAUCUGCCCUCCAUGAAAUAUACGCCUGUGGGGCGUUCCUUUUUCUCAGCUCCAGAAGGAUAUGACCACCCUCUGGGAGGGGGCAGGGAAGUUUGGUUUGGAUUCCAUCAGUCUGUUCGGCCUGCCAUGUGGAAAAUGAUGCUUAAUAUUGAUGUUUCUGCCACUGCCUUCUACAAAGCACAACCUGUAAUUCAGUUCAUGUGUGAAGUUCUUGACAUUCAUAAUAUUGAUGAGCAGCCAAGACCUCUGACUGAUUCUCAUCGGGUAAAAUUCACCAAAGAGAUAAAAGGUCUGAAGGUUGAAGUGACUCAUUGUGGAACAAUGAGACGGAAAUACCGUGUUUGUAAUGUAACAAGAAGGCCUGCCAGUCAUCAAACCUUUCCUUUACAGUUAGAAAAUGGCCAAACUGUGGAGAGAACAGUAGCACAGUAUUUCAGAGAAAAGUAUACUCUUCAGCUGAAGUACCCACACCUUCCCUGUCUGCAAGUGGGGCAGGAGCAGAAACAUACCUAUCUGCCACUAGAAGUCUGUAAUAUUGUGGCAGGGCAACGAUGUAUCAAGAAGCUAACGGACAAUCAAACCUCCACUAUGAUCAAAGCAACAGCAAGAUCUGCACCAGAUAGACAAGAGGAAAUUAGCAGAUUGGUAAGAAGUGCAAAUUAUGAAACAGAUCCAUUUGUUCAGGAGUUUCAAUUUAAAGUUCGGGAUGAAAUGGCCCAUGUAACCGGACGCGUACUUCCAGCACCUAUGCUCCAGUAUGGUGGCCGGAAUCGGACAGUAGCAACACCAAGCCACGGAGUAUGGGACAUGCGAGGGAAACAGUUCCACACAGGAGUUGAAAUCAAAAUGUGGGCUAUAGCUUGUUUUGCCACACAGAGGCAGUGCAGAGAAGAAAUAUUGAAGGGUUUCACGGACCAGCUGCGUAAGAUUUCUAAAGAUGCAGGGAUGCCCAUCCAGGGCCAGCCUUGCUUCUGCAAAUAUGCGCAGGGGGCAGACAGCGUGGAGCCCAUGUUCCGGCAUCUCAAGAACACGUACUCUGGGCUACAGCUCAUUAUUGUCAUCCUGCCAGGGAAGACGCCAGUGUAUGCGGAGGUGAAACGUGUUGGAGAUACACUUUUGGGUAUGGCUACACAGUGUGUUCAAGUCAAGAAUGUAAUAAAAACAUCCCCUCAAACUCUCUCAAACCUGUGCCUAAAGAUAAAUGUUAAACUUGGAGGGAUCAAUAAUAUUCUUGUACCUCAUCAAAGACCUUCUGUGUUCCAGCAACCAGUGAUCUUUUUGGGAGCAGAUGUCACUCAUCCACCAGCUGGUGAUGGGAAGAAGCCUUCUAUUGCUGCUGUUGUAGGUAGUAUGGAUGCCCACCCAAGCAGAUACUGUGCUACAGUAAGAGUUCAGAGACCCCGACAGGAGAUCAUCCAGGACCUUGCCUCCAUGGUCCGAGAACUUCUCAUUCAGUUUUAUAAGUCAACUCGGUUCAAACCUACUCGUAUCAUCUUUUAUCGGGAUGGUGUUUCAGAGGGGCAGUUUAGGCAGGUAUUAUAUUAUGAACUACUAGCAAUUCGAGAAGCCUGCAUCAGUUUGGAGAAAGACUAUCAACCUGGAAUAACUUACAUUGUAGUUCAGAAGAGACAUCACACUCGAUUAUUUUGUGCUGAUAGGACUGAAAGGGUCGGAAGAAGUGGCAAUAUCCCAGCUGGAACAACAGUUGAUACAGACAUUACACACCCAUAUGAGUUUGACUUUUAUCUCUGUAGCCAUGCUGGAAUACAGGGUACCAGCCGUCCUUCACACUAUCAUGUUUUAUGGGAUGAUAACUGCUUUACUGCAGAUGAACUUCAACUGCUAACUUACCAGCUCUGCCACACUUAUGUGCGCUGCACACGAUCUGUUUCUAUACCUGCACCAGCGUAUUAUGCUCACCUGGUAGCAUUUAGGGCCAGAUAUCAUCUUGUGGACAAAGAACAUGACAGUGCUGAAGGAAGUCACGUUUCAGGACAGAGCAAUGGACGAGAUCCACAAGCUCUUGCCAAGGCUGUACAGAUUCACCAAGAUACCUUACGCACAAUGUACUUUGCUUAAAAAGUCUAAGAAUAUUCUCUGAGAGGAAGAACUGGAAGAUGAAUCAACAUACAACUUAUGUUUCCAGUGGAGUCAGCUGAGUGGGGAUGCCUCCAGCCAUACAGAAACCAACACUGUGUGGGGGCCAGGGUCUGAUCUUUAUGUUAAUACAAGGAAGAUUGUUUACUUCAUCAAGGAACACAGCACCAUUAUGCAAUAUGAAACCAGCCAACUGCUUUUUUGUGCGGUCUCCUGUAGGAAGUAUCGCAAUCAUUUUGUUUUCACUUUCUUGUAGUCUAACCCUUUUAAUGCCUUUACCUCAAGUUGCUUGGCAGCACAACUCUUUGCAAAAAAAAAAAAGUAAAGAAAAAGUAAAUGAUGGUUUUUUAAAAAACACACCUAUAUGAAUAAUCAAAGUGAUUGUUCACAGUUAUGUGUGCAAAAAAUGUGCGUUCAUGUAUUCUUGUAAAAGUUAUCUGUAUAUUUUACUUAUAUACAUGCAUACUGCAUAUGCAUAUAUAUCUGGAUCUACACUGAUAAUAGAUAUAUAUGUAUCUCUGUAUAUAUUUUAUAGUUCAUUCCAUUGGGGAACUUUCUUUCCCUUUUAUUAUCCUCCCACCACCACUAUGAUUUCUCUCUCUACCUCCCUUGCCUUCAUCACCUACAUUUGUUUUUCCCUGAUGCUACCAGUAACAUUCAGAUGUUCAUGUAUCUGGUUCAUUUGAAUAUGAAGCAUGGCAAACUAGAUUUUUAUUUUGCACACCCUACUCCUGUCUUGUCUCAUACAUAAUUCUGAGUCCUCAUCUCUUGGUAUUGCUUUCUUAAGAAAAUAUAUAUAUAUAUAUAUAUAUAUAUAUAUAUAUAUAUAUAUACACACACACACACACAUAUAUAUAUAAAAAAUGUUUUUGUGAGAGUGAAUGUCUGCCCCCUCCUGCUCUCAACUUACAUUUGCCAUUUGUGCAAUGUGUACAUAAGCAGUAGCAACCUAAACUAUUCUUUUUCUUUAGUGAGUUUGUUAAAGCUGCUAUAAAUAUAUAUAAAAAAAAACACAACUUUGUCAGAAGUUGUAACUCUCUCUAUAUAUAAGUGAUAUGUAUUCUAAAGUCUUCUGUUUCUAUGUGUUAUACAUGGAAAUCCCUUAAAACUUUUAUAAAGGGUAAAUAUUUUAAAUGAUUGGAACUGUGUAGGGUUGAGGCCUCUGAAAUUGGGUGGAGAGAAGGUAUUGUGGAGGGUUUUUUUGGUUUUUUUUUACUAGUUUAUUUGCUGCCUCUCAUACCUUAAUGUGAUUUUCAUAUAUAUAUAUUUUUAUAUAUAUGUGUGUUGUAUAUAUAUAAACAUAUAUGUAUGUGUUUUGAAGUAUAGCUUCCUUUUCUUUUAUAUUUAUUAGAAUAGUGCUUUAAUAAUUAUAGAAUCAUAUCGGCAACAUCUUUUAUAGAAAUAUAAUCAUGUUUAUUUUAAGAACUGACAACUUGUUUUUGCUCUCUUUUAGUGCAAUAAGCAGUUUUAAAAGAAAGCUGUGUCUGUUUGACAUCUUUACCACAGAUAGUGGGAGAAACAGGCACCUCCAUAAUUUUAAAAGGGCAAAGUAUAUAGCCUUAAUUUCAGAAGGAAAGUUUUGUAAUUUUCAAGUUUAAAGCAUGUCUUAUAAAAAUCAUAAUGAAAAUGAAGGAAGUUAAAUUUCCUAAAUGAGUGUUGACCUUGAAUAUUAGAAAUAAAGUUGAAGAACUUUGAUUUAAGUAAUGACAGUGACUAGCUUAAGAUUUAGAAGAUAUUUAAAUUCUUUGAAAAUAGAUCAUGUUUAUUGAAGAAUCAUACUGGUAAGGUGCCCAUUUUCAUUUAGUAAAAUGAGUCAGGAAAAUAUAAAAUGAUAUUUUAAAAACUUUUUUUGCUAAUUCAUCACCAGUGUAACUUUCCUUUUAAAAUUAGGGUGAUGGUGACAAAGGAAGUUAGGACUUUGAGCAUUUGAAAUGAGUUAAAUCACUGAAAUGUUGAAAAAAGUUUUGCAAAACUUUUGUUUUAUUGACUUCACUUUAAGAUAUUAAAAAAUACUAUAAAGCUGUCAAAACCGAGUUUAUCAGUAACCUUGGAUUCAGGGGAGCUUUGCACUUUGUAACUCAUGAAAAUUGCAUUUUAAUUUUUUUUUUUUUUGCACUGGUUCAGAGUAUUGAUAUUACAGAUUGUUUCCAGUGGGCAUUGCUGUUAACCUUUCAGAAUUCCAUCUGCACAUGAAAACAAAUGGAUUAGCUCUUUAGUUUCUCUCUUACCUAUAAUCCACACUUAUUGCCAAUUUACUGUAUUUUGAGCCUAAAAUCUGAGCCCAUAUCCUCCAACAGGUAUGAAAUAUUUUGUCCCUCUGCCAGAAAACUAAGAAAGUACUGUAUUUUGUAUGUUUAUUAUAUUGAAGUGUCUGAAAUGCAAUUUACAACACUGUUUUAAAGCUCUUUACAUAAGGUAAUGUUUGUGUAGUGUAUACAUUUUUCUCCCAACCCUCCCCCCCUCCAAAAAAUUUCUAUAAAGAGUGUAUUUUUUUUUACAUUGAAAUUUCACUGAAUAUAGUCAAGAACAUAGGCAAGAGAAGAAAAUAGUAUAUCCUAGGUGGUAAAAACCUGAUGGUGUAUGUUUGCUCAAUAUGAGUAAAACAUCUUCCUUUAUCAGUGGGAGCUGUACAGAUUGAUGUGGAAAACUUUAGGGCCCAGGGAAGAACUAUAGAUAACCUUUCCCUAUUUACCUGCUUUACCUAAUUUUCAGUCACUUAAUCUCACUUGUGCUAAAGUAAAGCCCAUAAUUUAAAUCUAUUUAGAAGGACUUUUACAGAGGAAAAAAUAAUUUUUUUUAAUAUAAAGCUUUACCUUUGAAGUGAGUUCUUUUUAGGGUGCUCUUAGAGUUUCAACAUUGCUAGUUUAAAGUUGGUUAACUUGAAAGAAUAUGUAUAGUAUAUUCUAUUUUGCUUACUAACAAAUUGGUAUAUCAAACUUAAUUAUAAGAAACUUUGUGCUUAGAACUUUAAGGUAAAUACUAAGUGGCAAAUAUUUUUUGAAAUUUGUUUCAUUAUUAUACUUCUGGUGUAGAAUUGCUGAUCUUUUUUAUUUUAAAAAAAAAAAGGUUGUUUUGAGUUUAAUGGUCAUGAAACUCAACAGUGACCUUUCUGUUCCUGCCCUUGCUCACUAAUUACACAAUGAAUGCUAAAUUUCUGUCUGCUGUUUUCUGUGAUAUAAGAGUGACUUCAAAAUGUCAGUCCCAGCAACUGGUAUAAUAGAUUUUCAUGUGAAGCAGAAUUGGGAGUUUAAUGUAUAUUCUGGAUGGCAAGUGUGUAAAGUGCUGAUACAUGUUUUAUAUUACAGUAUCAUCAAGUUACUGGCAUUGAGGACCAUGCAUUUAUAAUACCGUAGCUGCUAUAUUUAUUUAAUGAAGUAGAGUCUGACAGUUACUGCACUUAACAGUAAGGAAAUGAGCAGGAUUCAAGGCUAGUGUUAGACUUUUUUUUUUUUUUCCUAAAUAAGAUUUAAGAACAUGAAAUAUCAAGGUAACAAAGGGUGCUGCCAAUUUAGUUUCAAUUUAAUAUCAGGAUACUCUUUCUUUGUUUUAGAAAUGUGGAUUUUUACUUUAGCAGUUUUGGAAAAGGGUACCUCAGCCUCCUCAGUACUGGUUUUUAGCAUAUUUUCACAGGAGUACAGGUGCCCUUUAUUUUUUUCUUAAUAUUUACCUUUUAACAAGUUUAUCAGAAAAAGUAUUCUUCUGUGGAAAUCUUCCUGUUUGUAACCUAUUAAUUUAUUUAUCUUCCUACAAGAGAGUCUAGGUGGGAUUCUAGUAGGAAUGUACUGGGUGUUUUAGAAGGCACUUGAUAAAGAUUCAUCUCUACUUUCUAGCAUGGAGACUUCUAGCCCUCUAAACACCUAUACUGGUUUUCCAAACUAGGUUCUCUGAUGACCCACCACUGCCUAAAGUUUACUUAUAUAUUAUCUAAUGGAUUUUAGUAUGACAGACCUCAUGACAGGCUUAGUCAUGACAGACUUAAAGUAUGACUAAGGAGAUAGAAGCUGAGUUGCCAUUCAGUAGAAACGGCUGGCUGAGGAUCUCAAUGUUUAAGGAAAAGGUGAACACUCAGCAUGCCAGUAAUCAGUCUAAAGGAUCUAUUAUUGAUGGAUUAUAGACCAGGAAUUAGAGACUCUUAUUCAAGGAAUUUGGUGGGUGUUUGAUUCAGAGGCCAACAUGAAUUUGCUAUGGGUGGUGAUUUUUAUGAAAUCUGUGAAGCUAGCCACUUGGAUUCAGCUAGAAUAUUUUGUAGUCUUGCUAUUAAAACUUGAUAGUGAUGUUUUGCCAAGAAGCUUAACUGACAGCUCGGCAUAAAUUUUAUUCAGUAUCAUUAAACCUGGGUUAAAUAUUUAUUUAACUCAUCCUCUUAGAUGUUCUCCUAUUGAAUAGUUUUUAAAGACAAGUUGCCCCUAACAGUAACUUGCUACUUAAAUUAUCUUUUAUGAGUUAUCAGUCAAGCUGCAAAAAGACACCAUUGAACUGGUAUCUUUAUUUUGGCUUUUUUAAUCCUUUUCAUUCUUUUUGAGAAUUCAUGGAUGUCUUAAAGCUUCAAUAAUAAUACCUGGGAGACUUUAUAUCAAGUGAGGCCUUUGUGAGUGGCAGUAUAACCCUGACUCUAAAGUCUUUCUUUAUUUUCCUUUUUCCCUCUCAUUUGAUCAUAUAAAGCACUUUGUGAUUCUACAGGAGUCGAAAAACAAGCCAAGAAUAAUGUGUAAAAUCAGUACAUAGAUGUGAAAGUCAGAAUUUUCUCCAAAAAAUCUUUUUAAAAAAAUUUCCUGCUUAUACUAAGAACGUUUUUGAUCAGUGGCAAUAUUGGAAAUGAUGCUGUGAUUAGUGAAACCUAAGCUGACUCCCAGGAAGAAAAAUUCAAUCUCUCUCUCUCUUUCUCUCUCUCUCUCUCUGUGUC
Molecule: messenger RNA, 7803 nt
Organism: Physeter macrocephalus (sperm whale)
Lineage: Eukaryota; Metazoa; Chordata; Mammalia; Artiodactyla; Physeteridae
Gene: AGO3
Product: argonaute RISC catalytic component 3
Exons: 19
Coding region: 300-2882 (860 amino acids)
Biological process (GO): regulatory ncRNA-mediated post-transcriptional gene silencing; regulation of stem cell proliferation
Molecular function (GO): protein binding; miRNA binding; RNA endonuclease activity
Source: RefSeq, a predicted model, not a curated record